Branchiostoma belcheri (Belcher's lancelet) is the source of this 7780-nucleotide messenger RNA. RefSeq names its product anion exchange protein 2-like. The coding region runs from base 567 to 5219 and encodes 1550 amino acids. Gene Ontology annotation, cellular component: plasma membrane. The record is from RefSeq and is a predicted model, not a curated record. Gene Ontology annotation, molecular function: monoatomic anion transmembrane transporter activity; solute:inorganic anion antiporter activity. Gene Ontology annotation, biological process: monoatomic anion transport; bicarbonate transport; regulation of intracellular pH. NCBI's taxonomy places the organism in Eukaryota, Metazoa, Chordata, Leptocardii, Amphioxiformes, Branchiostomatidae. The transcript is spliced from 24 exons.
UAUUUUCCACCAUCACAUGAUUGUAUUGACUGUGAUAGAGUGAUCUUAGCAAGGUAAAUCACUGUCAUUUCCCAUUACGUCAAUUUGCAUAUGACCUGGGCAAUACCUGUACCUUGAAAUGUCCCCGACUUACUGACCCACCCAUGAACUCAUGAAUAAGAUAACAGGAAACUGUACAAAGCUCGUGAACAUUAAUCUCUGUAAAUGUGUUUGCCCAGGUACAUUUUUUAGGUCAGAAUGACAGUGAUAACAUUGCUAAGAGCAGCACCACCUGAUACGAUGUUGACUUUUUGACACAACGUUACCAUUGUCACAGUCUGCGAGGCGUUCGAUUGGCUGAAAACUGACGCAAUCAGUUGUUUUUUAUGACCCUCCCCUCGGUGGGCAGACGUGGUGUAUCUAUGGUAAAGUCCACCUCGCCGGCGCCAUUCCUAUCUCAAACUUAGAUGAUUUAGAGCCUCUUAAAUCUAGUGCAGAGUACAUGCAAGCAGGCAGGGUUAAAAAGCAGUGCUGACGUAGCCCUUUGUUCAUGGAAGUUCGGAACGGCGCCCAGCACGUACGGGAAAAUGGAUUCGCUGCGUCCGACACCCGACUUUGUACCCCGGUUUCCCGGCUGGGUCCGGCAGAAGGCUCAAUGGUUUGCUCACCUGGGUAACAGCCAGGCUGUGAGUUGUGAGGACCUGCUAGCGAGCGACGAAGAGUUAGACAUCAUGGCGGACCCCGGUCAGCCCAACCCUGGGUAUCAGGAGGGACAGGUCCAGGCUGAAGUGGGCGGCGCUAUGGCUGAGACCAGCACCAGCAGCAGCGCCCCCCGGCAGAGGCACCCAUCACUGCAGGACCAGAUGAACAAGGUGAUGAACCCAGUGGAGAAGUUCCCCCUGCUGCCUACAACCUCCCCACUACCCAGCCGCAGUAGUCCCAGGGUCAAACAACUGCAUGUGGAUGAAGACGACUAUCAAGCCCACAGGAAUGUCCAUCUCCAUGUGCACCAUCCUCUCAAGACCCACAUCCACCGCCGAUACUCCUCACCCUCCUUCGGUAAGGACUUCCCUCCCAAGGGAAUCUCCAUACCGGAGGAGAAGGACUCUCCCAAACAAACCAAAGAACCCAAGCGGCCUCGCGUGGAACCUCCGCAAGAAGAAGAAACACCUCGUGAUGUAACCACGGUUACCGUAGAAGUGGAAUCUGAAGAUAUUGAAGAGGAGACAGAGGAGAAAGUUGUUCCACCCGAAGACAGGAAGGCUUCUAUUGUCAGAACGGAUUCGUACGAGGCAGCGGUGAGAGGUUUUCCUGACGUAGUAGUGGAGGCUGCGAGUGUGGAGAGUCUGACAACAAAGCUCUGCAAGGAACCGUCCGUAGAACCAGCUUCUCCAGCACAGUCUCACGAAGCACCCCCGUCUUACCACGAAUGUGUCCAAGGAAUUCCUGAGGGUUCUAGAAGUGGUGAUCUUGAAGAAAGGCCACCAAAGGCAUCAACUUCUGCCGAAGAACCUGAAACAAAGGCCCCGCCCAAGGCAAGUUCGUCCAAAGAAUCUCUGAAGAGCUCAGGAAGUGCGAAGGCUGCUCUGGCGAAAGUGUUAGCUCGGAAGGACUCUGGAAGGGAAAGUGACUCAGACGCAGACUCCAAAGUCCGCCCGUCUCCGAGUCAGGUAGCCCUGCUGAGGGGUGACAUCAGUAGAGAGAAUUCCUCCAAAGAACUGAAGAGCAUCCUUAAGAACUCUUCGGCCCUGAAGAAUCGUGAAGGCUCACAGAAGUCGUUGGACGGGGCUGACUCAGUGGCAGCAGGAGACACAGGAGACACGGAUGCUACAGGCCCACAGAAAAAAGCAACAUUUAUAAUAGGAGGAGACAUGGAGGAAGAUGAGGAACCUCCCACAGUGUUUGACCUGGUGAAGACUGCAGAUGCAGAGGCUCAGGCUUCAGAAGCUCAGGACAGAAUCAAUGAGAUCCCACACUUCCGAGAAACAUCAUACAACAAGGACUCCUUCAAGAAGAAGAGCCACAGACAUCACCAUGGACAUCACCAUGGACACCACCAUGGGCAUCACCAUCAUCAUCACCAUCACCAUAAGAAGGUGCCCACCCCCAUGGACAGACUGCGUAUCGGCAGUAUGACUAAGAUGGACGCUGAGAUCUACCACAAGAUGCCGACAGAACAUGAGGAGGCUCAGCAACUUCUCACGCCAGAUCUGAACGAGAUGAUCAGCCAUCGUCUGGAAGACGUUCCGGGUCGGAGGAGACACAGGAUUAAGAAGCCUAACGUCAGCUCCAUGGUCUACAUCGGGAAACAGAGCAAACCUCAGAAGAAGAUCUCAGUGGAAGCCAAGAAGACCUGGGACAAGAGUCCUCACGAGGUGUUUGUAGAGCUGGACACGCUGCAUGCGUCAGGUGAGGGAGAACAGCAGGAGCUGGUGUGGUGUGAGAGCGCUCGCUGGAUCAAGUUUGAGGAGGACGUGCAGCAGGGAGCGGAGCGCUGGGGAAAACCUCACGUCUCCUCACUAUCCUUCCACAGUCUGCUGGAGCUCAGGAAGGGGCUGGAACAAGGCUCAGUGCUGUUGGACCUGAAUGAGACAGAGCUGCCCAACAUCAUGCACCAUGUGGUGGAGAACAUGAUCAUUACAGACCAGGUCCGACCUGAGGACAGGGGGGACAUCAUGAGGGCUCUGCUUCUUAAGCACAGCCAUCUGUACCAGAAGAAGCGGCACAAGGUCAUCCCGUAUAACUUCUCAUCAGGCAGCCUGCUGGGUUUCCUGGGUCACCGUGAGGACAGCAUGGCGUCGGCCAGUCAGUACUCGGCCGGCUGUCCCUCCGCUACCAGUCUGGACACCAUGGAGGCAGGGCUGAAGGUCAACCUACCGGAUAACAACAACCAGUUCUCUGUUCCAGUGCCUAUCACCCCACCUCCCAUCCACAAGUCCCCCACAGCCAAGUCCACCCUCAGCACCAAGAGCACACAGAUGGACAUCAAGGCUAAGGUUCCCAUCCUGAAGAAGAUCCCAGAAGACGCAGAGGCCACCACCGUACUGGUGGGAGCUGUGGACUUCCUGGAGAAACCUACCAUGGCGUUCGUUAGGCUGGCAAGGGGAGCAGAGAUUGGCACCCUGACUGCCGUGCCCCUCCCUGUGAGGUUCCUGUUUGUGUUGCUGGGUCCCAGCAGUGGAGUCACAGACUAUAACGAGAUCGGUCGCUCCAUAUCCACACUCAUGGCUAAUGAGACCUUCCACGAGAUGGCGUACAGAGCGGAUGAUCGUAGCGACCUUCUGCGGGGGAUUAACGAGUUCCUGGGGGACAGUAUCGUGCUGCCUCCCGGCGACUUCGACAGACGACUGCUGGAGCCAAUCGCACGGCUGCAGAGGAAGCGACUCAGGAAGAGGAAAAAAAUGCUGGAGGAGACAGACGGACUUCUCAAGAAGUCACACUCCCAUGAACCAGAAGACGACCCCCUGAAGAGGACAGGGGAGUGUUUCGGGGGGCUGAAGAGGGACAUCCAGAGGAGGUUCCCGUACUACGUCAGUGACUUUGUGGACGGGCUGAACUUCCAGUGCCUCAUGGCCUUCUUCUUCAUCUUCUUCACCUGUGUCACACCUGUCAUCACAUUCGGCGGCUUACUCAGUGACAAGACCCAUAACCACAUCGGAGUGUCAGAGAUGAUCAUCGCCACGGCGAUCAGCGGAGGGCUGUUCUCCCUGCUGGCAGGGCAGCCCAUCAUCAUCAUCGCAGCCACGGGGCCCUUCCUGGUGUACGACCAGAGUUUAUACGAGUUCUGUGAGAGUAAUGGUAUAGAGUUCAUGACAUGGCGGCUGUGGAUCGGGCUGUGGAUCCUGGUUAUCUGUAUCAUCACGGUGGCGUUCGAGGGCGGCGUGUUCGUCCGCUACGUCACACGCUUCACCGAGGAGGUCUUUGCUUUCCUCAUCUCCUUCAUCUUCAUCUACGAAGUCUUCAAGUUUCUGUCCAAGGUGUAUACCAAGAACCCCCUGUGUUCUGACUGCUACUACUACGACUCUGUGGGUGCACCAGCGUACAACAGAAACGGAUCCCUUCUGGUCAACACCACGUACCCCACGCUAGACGGGUACAUCAACCCUCGUGCUAACGACUCCAGGAGAAUGCCGAUGCCUGCCGGGUUCCCGGUGGUUCCCGCAGCGCUAGAUCCAGUGUACCCAGCAUACACAGACCCGGACGGUUACGAGGCUAAGGAGAUAAAGAACCAGCCCAACACGGCACUCAUGUCCACCAUACUGUGCUUCGGGACAUUCUUCGUCGCGUAUUUCCUCAGGAAGUUCAAGAACAGCAAGUUCCUCAGUCGUGGAGCCAGGAGAGGCCUUGGAGACUUUGGUCUUCUGAUUGCCAUUGUGGUGAUGGUUUGCAUCGACUUCUUCUUCCAGGAUGUUUAUACACAGAAACUAGAGGUCCCUGAUGGCUUCACUCCCACCGACCCUAAGCUGAGGAGCUGGAUCAUCAACCCCAUGGGGAGAGACAAGACCAUCCAGGUCUGGGCCAUCUUCGCUGCCGUCAUCCCGGCUUUCCUGGUCUAUAUCCUACUGUUUAUAGAGAUACAGAUCACUGAGAUGAUUAUCAACAAGAAGGAGAACAAUCUAAAGAAGGGUUCCGGCUACCACCUGGACCUGUUGUUAAUCUGUGGCACCGUGGCGAUCAGUGGGUUCUUCGGGCUCCCGUGGAUGUGUGCGGCGACUGUUCGGUCCGUGUCGCACUUCGAGAGCCUGACGGUGUACAGUAAGACCCAUGCUCCUGGUGAGAAACCCAAACUGUUGUCAGUGAAGGAACAGAGACUUACCAACCUGCUGGUGCAUAUCAUGAUGGGAAUAACCAUGACCUUGCAGCCUGUACUAAGGAGAAUCCCGCUAGCCGUGCUGUUUGGAGUGUUCCUGUACCUGGGGAUCACGUCUCUCACCGCUACACAGAUCUUUGAUAGGAUCGGCCUGAUGUUCAUGCCUCCUAAACACCAUCCCAGCAGUGUGAGAUAUGUCAGAAAGGUGAAAACGAGGAAGAUCCACAUCUUCACAGUGAUCCAGCUGGUGUUCAUCACCCUGCUGUGGAUCGUGAAGUCCACCCAGGCAGCCCUGGCCUUCCCCUUCCUCCUCAUCCUGCUCAUCCCCUUCAGGAACCACAUCCUCAAGAGGUUCUACACAGAGACAGAGAUGGAAGCACUGGACAACCCCACCUCUAGAAGGGAUCCAGAUAGGGAUGAUGAUGACUGAAUGAAGGAUGGAUUCACUAAUUACAAUGUCUGGAUGCUGAGGAUGAGGGUGAUGACGAUGAUGAUGACGUGGAUGAGUAUUACACCGCACGUCUGCCAUUCUUCUAAGCAACCAAUCACAAGCCAGGAUCUACUAGUUCCAGCCAAUCGUAUGCAAGGACACAAACAGAGUUACUGCCUCGCACAUCUGCCAUUCUAAGCAACCAAUCACAAACCUGGAUCUUCUACUUCCAGCCAAUCGUAUGCAACAACACUAACAGAAUUACAUUGUGUACUGCAGCUCUGUGCACCUUUGGUUGUUAGGUUGGAAAUAGUCUACAUUUAUUAUAAAUAAGAGUUCACUUGUCUUGUGAGACAGUUUGUGAUAUCUUGUUCUAUCAAUUUGAAAUUGAAUUUUGACGUCUUUGUGUUAUUUCACCUUGCUUAAGAGCGGAGAUUUUGAGAAGCCUUUAUUAUUGCUUUCUUGAAUCGCUUGUUAAGUUUGUGUUCUAAGAAUGCUUUUUGUACAUUUUUUCACCCCUAGCAUAUAUAGUGAUUCAUUGCCAUCUAUUUGAAAAAAAAGUUGAUGUGUAAUUGUUAAUAGGAAAUUGUAAAAACUGAAACAAAGUAUAUUUGUAAUCAGAUAUCCUUGUUUAUUUGAUGUGCGCAUCAUAAAAGUGAGGAAAAAGGUAAAAAAGAAAAGCUUGAGAAGCCAAGAGGAUAUAUGUUGUAUGGUCCACCAAUACUAUGCCAUGAUAUAGAAUUAUAAUACCAUGUACAUGUAAUAGAUAUUUUUAUCGUGCAAUUCUGAGUGAAAAUGUACCAAUGAGUAUUGCGUCAUAUAUGCACAAAUGUUGAUGUUGCAGUGGCUAAUAAUUAUACAGACAAGACUGACUGGGAAUCCAGACAGUUAUUUUCAUGUAAAAUGUAAUGUUUAAGCUUCUGAGUGUGGCAUUAUUGGUUUUGAAGCUUUGUAUUAUUCAAGAUACUACUAUACAAAUCUACAUCUUUAUCUAAAUGUGGAAAAUAAAUGAAAGGACCCACGGAAUAUGCCAAAUGAGAAAUUAGAAGAACUAGACAUUCCAAAAUUAUAAUUAAAAGAAUGAAGACAGUGAAGAUAGUAUAUAGACAUUUUGUACAUUCUGUACUCUUCCACAGCCAUAUACUAAAAGCAAUUUUAUCUAAUGAACAAAAAGGUGAUUGUAGGGGUUUUGUAGUUUUAUGCAUAAGAGCGCAGUGCUCCAGUGUUAACUACAGCUACUUUUGGAGCACUAUCUAGGCAAUGGUUACAAUACUUGAAUACCUUUUACUCAGUUUUCCCUCUACUGUUUGGGGUAAUAGUCAUUCAGGGAGGCAUUACUACUGUAACAAUACAUUACAGUGGGAGUGAGUGAUUACCAGACUCUGCAACAUUUGAACUCAACAUCCAACAAAAACUGAAAAAUCUGGGUUUUGCGCAGGCACAGUACGUUCUGCUGAUGCUCACUUCUAUCAGCCAUCCCCUUUCCUGUAGUAAUACUAAUAGAUUGUACUAAGACGCUUGUCAUCCAAAUGAAAUACCAACAUUGCUAUCUAGUUUUGGAAAGGAUAAUACUGUACUCUCUAGUAUUGAUGUUUAGACAAGAUGGAAGAAUGUUACUUUUUGUAUCCCAGACCUUAAUCUAGAAUAGACAAAAGAUAUACCAGUGAUGUGCACUUGGCUAGAAUGCUGCUAUGUGUGUAAUGAAGAAAAGAAUUACUGUUGUACAUUGUGAUAAAGAAUUUGAAAUGUUGAAUCAAAGCUACAUGUAUACUGGUAGCACUUGGUCUCCAAAAGUAUCAGCUGUAAUGUUGUAACUGUUGAGAUGCCUUAGUGUGCCUAUGUAAGAGCUCAAAAUGCUCAAAUCUGAAGACAGGGUCAGCACCAGUGAAAGUUUUGUUCAGAUUUUAACAAAAAAAAGCCAUAAUGAUAUCAUUAAUGAGCUAGUAGAACUCUCAACAUGGAGUCCUGUGUACUUAAUUCUCACCUUUAUGCAAAUGUAAUUGUUGCUGGUUCUUAAUGAUGCUUUAGUGGUUGAUUGCUUGUGAGAAAUUGGUGUAAAAUUGACAUUUGGGACAACUCAUCGGCCAUGGUUUGUCUGUAUGACAUUGAUGCUGUUUCAAUGUGUUUUUUCUCUGCAAUGUACACGUAGAUAGAGUCUUAUUAAGAAUAAUUUGCCAGCUGCAGUGCAGUGUGCCAUAGUGCCUGUGUACAUGUAAGAUCUUUUUUCUCUCUGCAUUUUUCAGCACACAGAUUGUGCAUAUACAAAGACAUGCUUGCGUGUAAUUUACAUGACUUUACAAAUGGCGAUAUAGUGUGUAUUUUGAGUGACUGCACCAAUACAGGCUCAGAGGCAUUUGUACAUUAAAUAUGAGAUUUAUCAUGUAGUUUGGAUGUUAUUGGAUGUGAUGUUGAAACAUAUUGAAUUGCCUUGUGAUGUGUCUUGUAGUACCUAUAUAUUGUACAUGCUCUGAUUCUAGGCUGCACUAAUGUAGCCUUAGUGCCAAUUCCCACAUAUUUUUUUAUCCCAUGAUAUGCCAGAAAUAAAUGAAGCAGUGCUUUGA